AUUGUCAAGUGUCAGUUUCACGGUUUUAUAAGGCUCUCCGGAGGAAGCGGUAUCUUUUUUAAAUUAUUUCGCACAAGAUCUCUUUAAAUUAACUAGAUACAAACACAUAAUGGGGACCAAAUUGCGUACGUAGUUCAGAAAUAAUUUUAUAAAGUUAUUUAGAGAUUGCAUCACUAAUUCAAGUAUUGCACGAGCUCAUGCGGUAAAUAUCUAAUCAUGCCUGCUCACCACAAUGAAGAAGAGGAUAAACCUUGCAGAGCAUGCAGUGAUUUUAAAUCUUGGACUAAAAAGAAUAAGUCCAAGGCUACGCCGUCAAGCAAACCUGAAGAACCAGCCGCUCCUCCACCAACAAAAGCCAAAGAAUGUCCACUAGAUAAAGAGGAGUUGGGGACAUCAACCUGGGGAUUCUUGCAUACAAUGGCCUCAUACUACCCAGAGAAACCAACAAAGUCACAAGCAGAUGACAUGACAAAGUUUUUCAACAUUUUCUCACAGUUCUACCCGUGCGAACCCUGUGCACUUGACUUCCAAGAGGAUAUCAAGAAAAACCCACCAAAAACGAAAUCAAGAGAAGAGCUGGCAAAGUGGCUCUGUGAGAGGCACAAUAAAGUAAAUGUGAAGCUGGGCAAACCCAAGUUUGACUGCAGUAAAGUACAUGAGCGAUGGAAGGACGGCUGGCUGGAUGGAUCCUGUGAUUAGCAGAAUUCACAGCAAAAUGUUGCUUUACAUUAAUAGAAGUUGUAUGAAAUAAGUGAUAUUACAGUUACCAAAUACUGCUCAAAACAAAUUUAUAUUUAUUGAUACAUUUUUAUGGUUCCUAUUCUAUACUUUGUUAACUCAAUCUAAUUUGUGCAUGCCUUUUACCUCAAUGAGAUUGCAGUGUCUUAUAUCAGAGAGACAAGUGCCCUCAUAUGAAAUAUUUUUUUGUAUUGUGUAUCUGACGUGUACCAGAAGUAUUUGAAUGACAGUGAUUAAUAAUGAGGUGAAUUAAUAUAGAUAAAUCUUUUUGGUCUAUUGUCAAGCAUUUACAAAAGAACAAUAAAUUUCCAAUGGUUUAUUAAAAUAGACAUUUUUAAUGCAUUUAUUCCAUGUUUAACAAAAGGUAAAUGCAACAUUUUGGUUGUGAAUUAAAUAUUUAUGUGAAUCGUUUAUUAAAUGCCUAGAUAGUAUUCAAGUAGACCUAAUGACCGUGUGCUUUAGCUAGGUCUUGUGAUGUGAAUUUUAAAAUGUACAAUUUGUAUGUAUAUAUAUUUACUGUUAAAUAAAAAUAUUGGAAGUA
This is a messenger RNA of Zerene cesonia (dogface butterfly), 1279 nucleotides long. RefSeq names its product FAD-linked sulfhydryl oxidase ALR (gene Alr). Lineage: Eukaryota; Metazoa; Arthropoda; Insecta; Lepidoptera; Pieridae. The record is from RefSeq and is a predicted model, not a curated record. Gene Ontology annotation, molecular function: flavin adenine dinucleotide binding; flavin-dependent sulfhydryl oxidase activity. The transcript has 3 exons. Bases 217 to 699 code for a protein of 160 amino acids. Gene Ontology annotation, cellular component: mitochondrion.